Molecule: messenger RNA, 4449 nt
Organism: Carassius gibelio (silver crucian carp)
Lineage: Eukaryota; Metazoa; Chordata; Actinopteri; Cypriniformes; Cyprinidae
Product: fibronectin type III domain-containing protein 3B-like
Exons: 26
Coding region: 187-3771 (1194 amino acids)
Molecular function (GO): protein binding
Source: RefSeq, a predicted model, not a curated record
ACUUCUACACCCCCCAUGUGCGCUUCCAGAUAAUUGACAUGGCGGAAUUCCACUCUGGUCUGCUCUGGUCCACCGUGGACUUCGCAGCAACGGAAUGACAUGCUUUCUAUCACGGGCAUUUAGGGACUACAGUGUUAAUAAGCAAGUUCUACUGAAUCCGAGGUUGUUGCAGGGAGGGCUCCAUGAAUGUUCGUCACCAUGAUGAUGAUGGACCAAAUGCUGGACCUCCCGCCUCCAUUGAGCAACGAGGUUCCCAUGAUGCACCACAUGAUCAAUGGCGAUGCACCACAGCAGGUGAUCCUGGUCCAGGUGAACCCAGGUGAGACGUUCACCAUCCGCACAGAAGAUGGGGCUUUGCAAUGCAUCCAAGGGCCCGCUGAAGUUCCCAUGAUGUCACCAAACGGCUCCAUUCCACCAAUCCAUGUUCCUCCUGGCUACAUCUCCCAGGUUCUUGAGGACAACACCGGCGUGAGGAGGGUUGUGGUCACACCUCAUUCUGAAUGUUACCCUCCGAGUUACUCUCCGGCUCUGUCCCCGAGCCACCACAUUCACCAUCCGUAUCUGACGCACCCACACUUUAUUCCAACCUCACAUACGUCAUACUACCCCCCGGUCAGCCCCGGUGACAUGCCCCCGCACCAGUUCUAUCAGCAUCGACUGCCACCCAUCUACCCAGAAGAGAUCAUCCCGCUGUAUAACGUCUCCUCUUUCAUGGGUCAUGAGGAGUACUGUAAACCUCCACCCAAGAAGCUCAAACAGCCGGUGGAGCGUACGGGUCUAAGUCAGGUGACCAGCUCGCUGUCCAGCAGCUACAAGAACACCACGACCUGCACCACCACAGCUAGCGGCUACAGCAAGAGCCACAGCAGCCCUGGAGGAGGAGGAGGAGGAAGCCCCGGCAGCAAGAGGCCAGAUCGAAGAGCCAGAGGAAGCCCCAAACACUCAGACACCGAGCCACAGGAUCUCGAUGUGAACACGAGACGAGUUCAGGCUGUGCCAUCAGGACUGGACAAGCCGCAGGUGUCUAAGGUGCAGUCCCGCUCCGCGCUUGUGUCAUGGACGUCUGUUUCUGUUUUGGGAUCAUCUGGACGGGUCCCUUCCUGUAGUUACGAGCUCCAGCUCAAGGACAACGGCCGAGAUGGGAAAUACAAGGUUGUGUAUAGUGGUGAGGAGCUCCAGUACACCCUCACUGACCUGAGACCAGCCACAGACUAUCAUGUCAGAGUAAGCACAGUGUGUAACUCUGUGAAAGGUCCCAGUUCGGAUGCGAGGGCCUUCACUACCCACGGUGCCCCUCCUGAUACCCCUCUACCACCCAGACUGUCCCAUCGCACCAAGAGCUCCCUCACAUUACAGUGGAAGCCCCCUGCGGACAAUGGCUCAAAAAUCACCAAUUAUGUUCUAGAAUGGGAUGAGGGAAAGAAAAACAGCAUUUUCCGUGAAUAUUAUGUUGGACACCAGCGACACUGCAAAGUAAUGGGGUUGUGUCCUGCUGUCGGGUACACGUUUCGAGUGGCAGCACUAAAUGAUAUUGGCGCAAGUGGAUUCAGCACAGAAGUCGUCUUCAACACCACCGGAAGUCUCCCGCAGACGUCCUUACCUCCGCGGCUGGCACAGGCAGGUCCUUCCUGGGUUAUGUUGGAGUGGACGCGCCCGAACAGCUGCAGUGUUGAGGAGGUCGUCACUUACACCCUGGAGAUGCAGGAUGAGAGCAAGGGACUGGACUUUCAGACGGUGUACAGCGGUUUGGAGCUGAACCGUAAGGUGGAGACCCUAAAAAGGAACGCACAGUACAAAUUCAGGCUGUUCACGUGCAGUGGUGAGUGGCGCAGUGCACCGAGCUCUUUGCUUGUGUGUAAGACGACCCCCGACAGACCCGGACCCCCUGUGAAUCCUGCAGUAAACGCUGUCACAUAUCACAGCUUCUGCGUGACCUGGGAACCUCCACAAGAUGAUGGUGGAUCUGGAGACUUGACGUAUGUCCUGGAGAUAUCAGAAGGGAAUUUAGAAGAGAGUCAGUGGGUGACACACUAUAGAGGACCAGAGAGGAAACAUUUGUGUGAGGAUCUACAACCAGGAACAAGCUACUCCCUGAGACUCAGCUGUGUGAAUGUGGCCGGACAAAGCCCGUGCUCAGAUGACUUGACGGUUCGCACUCAUAUCCCGCCCCCUGGCCGCUGUCAACCCCCAAGUAUUGUGGGUAAUGUCAAGCACAAGGAGAUGACCUUGCAGUGGGAUGGUCCUUUGUAUGGUGAAGAGAGUGAAAAUGUGGAGUUUAGCUUGGAAAUGUGUGCAAUGGAGGAGGGUUCGGAGCCAACGGAGGUGUACUGUGGAUCCAAAACAGAGUGCACUGUGGGUAAUUUGCUCCCAGGCACCACCUACAGGUUCCAAGUUCGUGCAGCCAACAGUGCUGGGUAUGGACCACGCUCUGAAAGUGUGGAAAUAAGCACUGCCGCCGGCCCCCCAGGACAAUGCAGUCCACCAGCCAUCAAUGUGCCGUCACACACCUGUGCUGAUGUGACCUGGGAGAACGAAGUGAGCUCUGGGAUAGACAUUUCUGAGUACCGGCUGGACUGGGGACAUGAUUUGGACUCUCUUGAACUGGUCUACAGUGGAACGGGAACCUGCUUCCAAAUCUCUAACCUGGAGGCAUCAACAAACUACUGCUGCAGGCUACAGGCAGUUAACCAGGCAGGGGCAGGCCCCUACAGUGAUCUGGUGACGUGUCGGACCCCUGCGGCGGCCCCUGAUGUUGUAUCUGGAUUUCGCUGCAUUGACCACCCUUUGAACCUAACAGAAAAUGAACCCUUCUCCCACUCCACCUGUCUGGCCCUUACCUGGGACGAGCCUCACUGUAAUGGAGCAGAAAUCAGCUCCUACAGCAUCUCAAUGGGAGACCGCAUCUUCACCACCAGAAAUGUAACCUCUCACAUUAUCAGGGACCUGCUGCCGGACAGCGAGUACAGCCUGCAGAUUCGAGCAGAAAAUGAAAUGGGCCCCGGGCCCUUCAGCCAGACCCUAACGGUGAGGACCAGACCCCUUCCGCCGUCUCCUCCAAGGCUGGAGUGUGCAGCGGUCGGACCUCAGAGUCUGAAAUUACGCUGGGGUUUCAGCAGCCGAAGUCUACUCACCGACGACACAAGCUACAUUCUGCAGAUGGAGGACCGGAAUCAGAGGUUUGUGGCAGUUUACCGAGGUUCAAGCCAUACUUUUAAGCUGCAGAGACUGAACGAAUCGAGCCGGUACCGUUUCCGGAUCCAGGCGGUGAGCGAUGCGGGCGAGGGGCCGUUUUCUGAGACGUACACCUUCAGCACCACCAAAUCUCUGCCACAAACACUGAAAGCCCCAAGAGUUGUUCAGCAAGAGGGAAAUGCCUGUGAGGUCACAUGGGAGAGUAUUCCACCAAUGAGAGGAGACCGAAUCAGCUAUGUGCUACAGGUGCUGGGAGGCAGAGAUUCUGAUUAUAAACAGGUGUAUAAAGGAGAUGAGACGUCCUUCCAGCUCUCUGGCCUGCAGUGGAACACUGACUACCGCGUGCGAGUGUUUGCAUGCAGGCGCUGCAUGGACACCCUCCAGGAGCUGUGCGGGUCCUUCAGCCCAUCCGCCCACUUCAACCUGCGGCGGUCUGACGCCACACUGGCAGUGGAAGCGGAUAUCACCAGGGUGCCCAUGGGCAAAACCCUCAGUGAUGGACAGUUUGCUGGCCUCAUAGUAUUUGGGGUGGCCUUUCUCUCUGUCCUAAUGGCCUUCCUGCUUCAGCUUCUGAUUUAGAGCCGUUCUCGUCGUCUCUUCAGUUUUUAAACUACAGCUUGCAGAAACAUAAAUGCAAAGACUGUUUUUGACCAAAAUACACCUUUAACAGUUUUAAAAGCAAUCACGCGAGAUGAGUUACAGCUUGGUUAACAGAUUGGUAAUGAUGAAAUUUACUGUUUGGCGUCUGUGCCAUUUUUUUUUUUUUUAAGUUUAAGAUGCUGUGCAUAUUUUUAUAUUUAGGAGAUUUCAACACUAAAUGAAUAAGUGGCGUUCUGGAUCUCAAGUUCAAGUAUCAGAUGCAUAUCUGAGGAGGUUUUUUUUAAUGGUCAGUCCUAUUUAUCUUUAAAUCAGUGUCUAGACAGCUAAACGGCAUCAAUGCUUUCGUUCCCUUAUCUGUGCCCCAGGAACGUCUGUCUAAAAGCUUCUUAAAAGCUUUAUUUGUUAUUUCCUCUCUUGUUUAUCUUUAAAAAGGUGUCCUUGGGCUGCCUGUACAAAAAAAAAAAAAAAAAGUAAAGAAAAUACAGUGUCAGUCCAAAGAGAGUCAAAUGACAGUCUUUGCAAUCAAUCAUCAGUGUACAGCGUUGUGAAGUCUGGAGUGUUUGUAUCUCAGGGACUUGGGAGGGCCGUGUGAACAUGUGCCUUGAAAUCCACAAAUCCAAACUUUUGUGCCGCAUCAUUUCAGAUCUGCUGCUUACA